AUGGCAGUCCGACCUGAAUUACUCUAUUGCAAGUUUUCUCGGAAUGUGUUGGAGGCAAAGAAGGAGCAAGGAAUAGCCAUAAAGUCUGAAGAUGAGCAGGAAGUAGCCAUUCAGACUGGAUGUGAAUCUGUACUCGAUACAAGUCUUGUAUGUGAUUUGAAUUAUCCACCAGUUACCAGCAGAAAAUCAAGGCAUGAAUUGACUGAGGCAGAGAAGGAAGAACGAAGGCUGCGCCGUCUAUUAGCUAAUAGAGAAUCCGCCAAGCGGACAGUUCGCCGUAGACAGGCAAUGCGAGAGGAAUUGACAAGAAAAGCAGCUGAUCUUGAACUGGAGAAUGAAAAAUUGAAGAAGAACAAAGAGCUUGCUGCUGCGGAGUACAAUUCUUUGAAUAUCAAAAAUAAUAACCUGAGAAUGCAGAUAGAGGCUGAAGUGGAGGAAACGGAUGAUGAUUCUAAGUCUACUCUUGUAGAAACUCCUACUUCAACUACAUCACCAACUUUCCUGCAUGAUCAAGUGCCUCUCGUUCUGUCUACCGUCUUUCCACCUUUUGAUGGUCUCAUGUUACAAGGUGGUCCGCAAAGUAUCUCUGGCGUUGCACCACAGAUGUCUGAUACAUCUUUGGUGAUGACGAACACUCCAGGGACUCCUCUAUAUAUAGUUUCCUUUCCUUGUCAGAUGCAAUUCCAUGCCCAAAGUUCCCCAUUUCAUCCAUAUCCAAAUGACCAGCAUACGACUUCUUCAACUCCAAAAACCACGGUCAACAUGGAAAAUCACCUAAAAGCAGCUCCUCUGAAAGUUGAAACAAAAACUCCUGAUUCAAUAGAUACUAAGCCUAGAGAAUUCCUUAUUCACGACCCUGACACGUCUUCUACUUCAAAUCCUUUAGUACUACCGGUUAUUGCUAGACAAAAUGAGAUCACUCAACAACAUAUAUAUACACUCCUGAUGUCAAAGUUGCUUGUUCUGCUGUUGGGCGUGUAGCAGGUGAACUUGCAGCAAUGCAUCAAGAACAUGUUACAUUCUCUAACAACGCGUGUCCAUAGGCUCGUAGGAAAUAGGAAGCGCUUAUGAAAUGAUCAGAAGCCAGUGUUGUUAUUAUCAGUUUGCGCGCAUUUAACUGCCUAAGAUGCUGAGACAUGAGGUUAGCACGUCAAAAAACCGAAACUUUUUGAAUUUUGAGUUUGGUAUCAACAAGGGAUCGUCACUAGAGAUGUAUAAAUUACUACGCAUACGUUCUAUUAACAUACGUGAUGUACUUUACUUUUAUGUGUUGGUGAAGAUUGAUGAAUAAAUGAUGAGAC
Molecule: messenger RNA, 1301 nt
Organism: Solanum dulcamara
Lineage: Eukaryota; Viridiplantae; Streptophyta; Magnoliopsida; Solanales; Solanaceae
Exons: 6
Coding region: 1-981 (326 amino acids)
Biological process (GO): regulation of DNA-templated transcription
Cellular component (GO): nucleus
Molecular function (GO): DNA-binding transcription factor activity; sequence-specific DNA binding
Source: RefSeq, a predicted model, not a curated record